Molecule: messenger RNA, 1411 nt
Organism: Orbicella faveolata
Lineage: Eukaryota; Metazoa; Cnidaria; Anthozoa; Scleractinia; Merulinidae
Source: RefSeq, a predicted model, not a curated record
CUUAUUUAUAGAUGCCUUGAUUGGAAAAACAAACAUUAGUGAUAUGUGACGCUAAAAUCAAUUUAUUCUCCUAAAAGAGAACACAAGCAUUCCCGACCAUUUUAUCACAUGGGAAUCCCAUUAAACAGAACUGGGCAGUUACAGUUACUUUCAUACAUUUGCACUAUAAGACAGAAUGGAAUGAAUUAUAAUUUAACAUGACAGUGAUUGGCAGAAUGACGUCAGCCAUAAAUUAACACUGCAGUGACUAAUAGUAUGACUUGUCUUGUAAAUCAAGUGGUAGUGAUUGACAGCAUGGCAUGACUCGUAAAUUGACAUAUCUGUUCCUUCGUUGUCAGGAGGAGCAAAUCAGACUUGGGUUGCUUAAAGUCCACUCGGACAGAUUUUGCUGGAGUGAAGAAGCACAAGCGGCUACACUCAUUGCCCAGUUGGAAAUGGGUGAUUUCCAAGCUGUUAAAAGGGUAGAGAGAAAAAAGAUAGACGAGAUGAAACUGCCUGAAAAGCUUACCUACACUCUACCAACUAGUGAUGCUUCUUCUAUGAAAAUUUUCGCGAAACUGUUAAGCGGAAGCUUCGAGACGCUCUUGGAGACUGAACAACUGAAAGUCACUAUGUCAUUGUUUCCCCAGGACGAGACCAGGCCAGGAAUUGAACAUGAGUGCAGGGCAAACUAGCCAAUGGAAAUGGGCAGUGAAGCUGACGAGUAAAUGCUCGCGUGAUUUCCCUGCAUUGAAGAGUCAAGUGCAGUCACGAGAUUUGUCAGCUUGUGGUAAGGCGAAGAAAUUUGUCACUGGAUGGACAAGCUCUGGCGUUUCUGGCAGUCAUCACGAAGGCGCGAAACAGGUCACUCUAAAGGCUGGUACUUCAUGUUCGCCUGAGCAGCAUUCGCAGCGCCAUUUGUGAAAGUGUUUUGAAUAAAGGAUUAUUAUCAACUUCUGACUACGUCAACGUAUGUUGUUCAAGCUCCUACACCGGUUGAAACUGGCCCAAAGUAAUCAUCCCAGUGUUCAAUCAUUGCCCUGCAUUCAGACGACAGCUGAUGGCAAUAGUAUCUUAAACAGGAAGUAAAAUACUGAUCUUGAACUGCAUUAAUACUGAACUGUUCGCAGGAGCAAUUCUUUUUGGAAGAUGGGUCUUCUUUUUUUACUCGGUCCUGUAAAUAUGUACAUAUUAUUUUCACGUAGUUGCAUAUAUGAAGGUCCAGUUAGUUAAACUGUGUGCCAUAUAUUCGUAUUGGUGUUAAUUGUAAACACUACACAAACGUCCAUUUGUGACAUAAUGCAAAAGUUUGUUCGAUCAAAAAAGACAAGUGUUCAUAGAGGCCGUAGACUAUACUGACUACAAGUUGCCAUUCAGACUUUAAAUUGGACAGACUGUCAUCGCUUACAUGAAGAAGCUUAUGUCUUGAAGG